Achroia grisella is the source of this 841-nucleotide messenger RNA. RefSeq names its product protein lethal(2)essential for life-like. The record is from RefSeq and is a predicted model, not a curated record. The coding region runs from base 150 to 689 and encodes 179 amino acids. Gene Ontology annotation, molecular function: protein folding chaperone; structural constituent of eye lens. Gene Ontology annotation, biological process: protein refolding; response to heat. The transcript has a single exon. NCBI's taxonomy places the organism in Eukaryota, Metazoa, Arthropoda, Insecta, Lepidoptera, Pyralidae.
UUGCUUUUUGUCACUUUAGCUACUGCAAGUCAAGUGCUAACACGGAAAGCAAUUGCGAUUUGAGAGUAAUUUCUAUUUGGUCGUGACAUCGAUUAAAUUAAAAAAAAAAAUUGUUUCUCAAACGUUAUUGCGAAGAAAAACAAAAUAAAAUGUCGCUACUACCAUUCUUGUUGGAUUAUGAAAUUGAGCGACCACGCCGUCUGCUGGACCAACAUUUCGGCCUGGGGAUUACACCUGAGGAUUUGCUGACUGCUGUCGGCGGGCCGAUGAUCAGCAGGGAGUACUACCGACCUUGGCGACACAUAGCUGCAGCUGCAAGGGACUUCGGCUCCAACAUCAAGGCGGAUAAGGACAAAUUUCAAGUCAACCUGGACGUUCAGCAUUUUGCUCCUGAUGAAAUCUCCGUGAAGACUGUUGAUGGUUACAUAGUAGUUGAGGGUAAACAUGAGGAGAAAAAAGAUCAACAUGGCUACGUUUCCCGCCAAUUUACGCGCCGCUACGCCUUACCUGAAGGAUGUACGCCGGAAAACGUAGAAUCUCGUCUGUCGUCUGAUGGAGUACUAACAGUGGUGGCUCCAAGGAAGGUGCCCCCAGCGGUGGAAGGUGAGAGGAAGAUCCCCAUCACACAUACUGGGCCGGUCCGCAAAGAAUCCUCGGAUCAAGCAAACGGUGAUAAGGCAGAAAAUUAAUUAUUAUUCACGCAUAAAGCAUUAUAGAGCUACCCUCGGUUUAUUUAAUUCCCACCUACUAGAAUGUUCGUUACAUUGUCUGUUGUAAGACUGAUUUUAAGUUAAUAAAUUAUUUAUUAUUUUAUUUCUGUGUUUUAUUUCACUGUAUGUAU